UCAGCUGAGCAACCAAGCAAGUGCUAGCGGGCGGCGGCGGUGGCGCGGGCAAGUAGUCCCGGGUUAAUACAAGGAACCUUGGGGAGGAAAGCCAAUAAGCAACCGUAAAUACAUAGUCGUGAAAGAGCAAGAAGACUCCUCCCCCCGACUCUUUCUUCUCUUCUUCCUCCUACCGGGCUUGCUUGGUUAUUUGUAUGCGGGUUUUUGUAUACGUGUGGACGCCAGGAGUUUCUUUUUUGCCUUCCCUCGCCUCCAAGAAAGUUCCGGGUGCUGAUGCAAGAGGAUCUCCUCCUUGCCUGCCCCGGUUCUCUUUCUUCUCGCACUGACGUUCUUAGUCCGCCCUAAACUUGAUCCGAUCAGCGCGGUCAGAAGAGAGUGUGUGGAAGGAAGAGGGGGCGGGGGCGCACAGCGCUCUCGAGUUCUCCGUCGCCCAGAGGGAAAGGGAGGCCACAGGGUGAACAGAAGGGCCACUGGAGGAGAGCACGAGACCUGGCAGGUACUAAGAAACAGUAGAUGUAACUUUGAAGAAGUACUGUCGGUAAAAUGGCUUUAGCUGGCUGUCCAGAUUCCUUUUUGCAUCAUCCAUAUCGGAUAGACACUGUUGAUCAGACAUCAGCACAUACACGGCGAGAUCUAGUGGAACCUGGAUUCCAAGAACAAUCAAGUCGCAUCUCAUUAAGUCACCAAGGAGAUGAUGAUGUGGACUUGGAAGCUUUAGUUAACAAUAUGAACUCCUCAUUUGAAAGUCUGUGCUCCACCUUCAGUAUGCAUUCAGAAAGCACACCCCUCCUUCAGAAUGGCCAGCUAAAUCGCAGCCAGCUGUUAGCUUCGGGAACUCAUUUGCAGCAUCCAGUGUCUCCACGACAGAAAAUACAGAGGUCUCAACCAGUCCGCAUCAUGGCAGUCAGACGUCUGCAAGAGGAAGAGCAACAAUUCAGAACAUCCUCUUUGCCUGCCAUUCCAAAUCCUUUCCCUGAACUUUGCAGCCCCACAAACUCACCUGUGUUGGCACCUGGAUCUCUACCUCAGAGUCAACCUAUGAAUAAGCAAGAUAUAAAAGUUUUUAGUGAAGAUGGGACUUGCAAGGUGGUUGAGAUCUUAGCAGAUAUGACAGCCCGGGACCUCUGCCAGUUGCUCGUUUACAAAAGUCAUUGUGUGGAUGACAACAGCUGGGCCCUAGUGGAGCAUCACCCUCUCAUAGGAUUAGAGAGAUGCUUGGAAGAUCACGAACUCAUUGUUCAAGUUGAGUCUACCAUGGGAAAUGAAAGUAAAUUUUUAUUUAGGAAGAACUAUGCAAAAUAUGAAUUCUUUAAGAAUCCUGUGAAUUUUUUUCCAGAACAGAUGAUUGCUUGGUGUCAGCAGUCAAAUGGCUAUAUUCCACAAUCACAACUCUUACAGAAAUUUUUAAAUUCAAGUAGUUGUCCAGAAAUUCAAGGGUUUUUACAUGUGAAAGAAUUGGGAAGAAAAUCAUGGAAGAAGCUGUAUGGUUGUCUGAGGAAAUCUGGACUUUAUUGCUCUACAAAAGGGUCUUCAAAGGAACCAAGACACCUGCAGUUGCUAGCUGAUCUUGAAGACAGCAAUAUCUUUUCAUUAAUUGCAGGCAAAAAAAUGUACAGUGCACCUACAGACUAUGGCUUUUGUAUAAAGCCCAACAGAGUAAGAAAUGAAACUAAAGAAUUAAGAUUGCUGUGUGCUGAGGAUGAACAAAGCAGAACGUGCUGGAUGACUGCCUUCAGACUACUCAAGUAUGGGAUGUUGCUGUACCAAAAUUACAGAAUUCCACAACAGAGAAACAAUUUGCUUCCUCACUUCACCACUCCUGUGAGAAGUGUGUCUGAAAAUUCCUUAGUAGCAAUGGAUUUUUCUGGACAAAUAGGAAGAGUGAUUGAAAAUCCAGAAGAAGCACAGUGUGCAGCCUUGGAAGAAGGCCAUGCCUGGCGGAAACGCAGCACAAGAAUGAACAUUUUGGGGAAUCAAAGCCCACUUCAUCCUUCCUCGCUGAGCACAAUUAUUCAUAAGACACAGCACUGGUUUCAUGGCAGGAUCUCAAGAGAAGAAUCCCACAGGAUUAUUAAACAACAGGGCCUUGUGGAUGGGUUAUUUCUUCUUCGGGACAGCCAGAGUAAUCCGAAGGCAUUUGUACUUACAUUGUGUCAUCAUCAAAAAAUUAAACAUUUUCAGAUUUUACCAUGUGAAGAUGACGGACAGAUAUUUUUCAGCCUGGAUGAUGGGAGCACCAAAUUCACUGACCUAAUACAGCUUGUUGAAUUCUACCAACUAAACAAGGGAGUUUUACCUUGUAAACUCAAACAUCACUGCAUCCGGGUGGCCUUAUGACCUCUGUUCCAGCCCAUAACUGGCUUUGUUCCAAGAAUGGAGAUGGAAGAGAAAUAUUGUUGAAGAAAGUUGACACUGGGACAUUAGCCAACUUGUAGUUGCUUUUAAGGAACUAAAUGUACCAUCAAAAUUAUGCACCUAGGGGACUUGGAAAGGGAUGCUUGAGCUGGUGCCAACAGUCCAAGAUUUUGCUCUUUUGUCUAAAUCCUAAGCCUGAUUGCUGCUGAGUGUCCCAGCAACCCCCACAAAACUGGGAAAGGUUAUGUAAAAACACUAAACAAAACUGGAAAUUGUCCCUUGGCUGGUCCACUUAACAGAGUCAGGUUUGUGAAGCAAAAUUAUUGAAAAGAACUCUUGCCCUGGAAUAAUCUUGACAAUUUAAAACUGAGUAUAUUUUCUUUUUGUAUUGAUCACUCUCUUUAUAUUGUUUUUUGUCGCUCUCUAUUUUUUUUGCACUCCUUUUGGAUAUUAUAUUUAGCCUAUAUUAGCUGAUACAGUUUUUAAAUUUAUGCCUGAUUUGGGUGUUCUAAAUCCUAUACUGCAUGAAUUGCUUCAUCCUAACAAUAAUCCAAAAGACAAAAAAUGUCUUCUGACUUUUGAAACUAGAUGCUCCGCCAUUUGCUGAUGUUGUUGAAGAAACAAUAUGGAGACAAUUCUGGGAAGGAAAGAACAUCCCACCAGUGUAUGAUUUUUAAAAUAAUGGCUGUAGUUUGUGUGUAUGAAAGAGGACUCUGCUUCUAUGCACAGAUGUUUUGAACCUGUUUUAUUUUGAUUGCCUCCUCCCUCCCAAUCUGCUGGAGCUCCUUUUUCUGCACAUAUCCCGUGGGAAAAUCCACUGUCAGUAGCUAGUUCAGAGCUGAAUGAUAAUAUAUGUAUUUGGAAUCACUUGGCUUUUUUCUGUUUAUUUUAUUUUAUUUUAUUUUAUUUUAUUUUAUUUUUUGGUGGGGAGGGGAGGGGUUGUCAUUUAUUUAGUCUAGAAAUCAGUGUUUUCUAUUUUUAGCAUUAUUUCCUUAACUCUUCAGAAUGUAUUAUACAGCUCCAGUGCACAUAUAACACUGCCUAGUCUUCUAACCAUAGUUAGGAGUUUAAGAGUGCUCUGUAAGUCUGCAUGCUCUUUCCAUUUAUUUUUUCUCUGGACGUGCAUUUUCUAAUAACCCAAGCACAAUUCUGAUUUUAUGUUUCUUUGCUUAUUGAAAAUACUGUUGUAGGUGUUACACAAACUAUAAAUAGAAUCAAAAGUGAAAACAAAGGAGAAGUGCCCAUGUAGCGCUCCCAAUCUUCCAAGUAUGGCUGGGAUAUUGAGGAAUGCUCCAGCAGCAUAGAUGUACUUUUCCUAAGUGAUGGCAUGAUAAAUAUGAUUGUCAAUGAAGUAAAUGUGAGAAAUGCAGUCUGAUCACAUGCUGCUGGAUUGCCAAAACUUAACACUGUGAGCUUGUUCAAAACUGUGGACAUCAUCCCUCAAGCACUGCUGCACAUUCUCUCCGUCCAUUUCAGUCUUGCUGUAAAAGAGGGCAGUGCACCUGCAGCAUUGCAAUAACUGGAUGACUAAUUUUUAUUUGGAAAUUAUAUGUUCAGCUGUCUCUGCCACAGAAGGACUUGCCAUUGACAGUUCAGACAAUUGAUCCUUUAAGGUUUAUGCACUAACAUUUGCAUGCCAGUAUCUGCAGCAACUAGAGAAACCUUGCUUCAGUCCUGGUUCAUCAUCCUACUAUUAGUCCUGAUUUAGGCUCCCUAAAUCCAUACACUUAGAAUGUUAAUGUGUACAUAGCUAUGCAGAACAAAUAAUACUUUAUUUCUCUUGAAAGGCACAGCUUUCUAGCUGUAAUUGGGGGAAAAUGUGGCAAAUAAAAAGUAUGCCACUGAAGUGUCAUCUCUGUCAGUGUACUCAUAUUGGCUCAUGUUUUCUAAUUCUAGAUAACUGUGUGCAUGGAGAUAUGCCAUGUGGAGGGUUUUAUAACAUCGGAAUCAAGGCCAAUGCUUGUGAAUAUUUCAGCUGUUCCAUGUUUACAUAGCGACACUUCUUUCAUUGAUAGCUUGCACUUAAAUAAGGUCAAUUAUUAUGAUUAUCGUAAUUUGGGGAUGAUAGUAAGUGCAUAUAGGAAGUGUUUUGUGUUUUAUAAAUCAAGAAGUAUGUUCCACCCUAUGAAUGUUCAGAAUUACUUGCAAGUGAAAUAUCUUCUCUCUCACUCUCUCCAAAAAUCUUGAACCUUUAUAUAGGUAUUAAUAUUAAUUAUUGCAUGUAACUAAUAGCCCAUUUGAGCAGUUGAAAUUGAGUACAGUUAUUUAUUCACAGGAUAAUCAUAUACUGUUGAGAGUAGCUUAAGACAAUAUAACCAGCUUGAGUUAUGUAUAGCAGAUGAAAAAACACUGUAUUUUAGUUUACAGAACAUAUCUACUAGAGGUUUUUCCAUGAAAUGUCUACAUAUACAAUGAAGAAACUUGAUUUUUGUUAGAAAUAUCUUGGUUAUUACAUUUUACAUAUUUUGUCAACGCUUGUAAGGUAAGCUAACAUGAGUUGACUUAAUACUGCAUAUUUGUUCCACCUAGAUUUUUUAAAUGGACUUACAGGAUUUUUUAAAAUACAGAUUCUCAAGUUUAAGUGAGGUUGUUUGAGUUUAUUAAAAAUUACUGAAAAUUUUUCAGUAUCUUAGUUACACAGUUUCCCAGUGAUAGCUUCAUGUUAUAAAAAUUACAUUUAAUUGAAUUUGACAGUACAAGUUCUGAUUAUGAUGAAUUUGAAUGCAGAGGACAGACUAUUUUGUACUACCUUCAGAGUGGUAGCUAUAUUACUUGAGCACACCAUUAUUGAAUUUCUCGGCUUUGCUAGAAAUGUACAAUUUCUAACACAUCUUAAACAGUACCAGCAGAUACAGCUGUCUAACAAUUUAGGAAAUAAGGAUUGAAGGAAAUUUGAUUUUUUAAAAAAAUAUUUAAAUGACAUGAAUGUAAAGAGGGAUGCUCAGGGUUGUUUCUGGAGCCUGUUGAUUUUAUUUUAUUUUUGCCUGUGAUUGUUUUGUAAAUAAAAUAUGUCAUAUAGCAUCUUGUAAUAUGUUAAGAAGGAAAAUGCCAAACCAUUUGGCAAUUUUUUUUAAAAAAUAGGUAAGUUAUAUUAUUUGUGUUUUUUAAAAGUACAGCUUUUUAUUUGUUGAAUUAAUCUUGAAGAAAUAUGUGCCUCUAUUUUUAGAUUGUUUUGUCUUAACUUUUCUGCACUAAGUACCUGACCAUUUUGACCAAUCAAUGCACCUUUCCAGUGGCAAGACUUGCUUAAAUUAUAUUGUCAUAACACAAGACUUUAUUGUGACUGUAAAAUGGAAUAAAACUUAUCAGGGAAUGCAAAAGGUAUUAACUUAAGGGACACAACCUCUUAUUCAAUAUGCAUUGCUUCAUAUUGUAAAUAGCUUUUCAUUUUUGACUAGUGAACUUAAUUGUUAUCUUUCAGGUAUUUUUGUACAAAACAAGGGACUGGUUAUAUUUCUUGUACUUAGAAAUAAACAUUCAAACAAUGGUAUUCAUUUUAUACUGUUGGUAAAGUUUCAUUUGGUUUUUUUCAAAGGGGCAUAUCCAAUGCAAUACUACAGCUGUAGGUGAUUGUACUGCCUGUGAACUAUUUUUCCAUUAACUGGAGUAAAUACAUGUAUUCAUUGUAUUUUUUUUUUUAAUUAAGAGAUUAAGCUACUUUCAGGGCAACUGCCAUUAACAGAUGUGGAAUAUACAAAAAACCGUCAACAAUAUCCACAUUAUGCUCCUUUAAAUGAACUAUGCAUUUUGAUCAAGAUGAAACAAAUUAAAAAGACCAAAAUAAAA
Messenger RNA from Python bivittatus (Burmese python), 6141 nucleotides. RefSeq names its product growth factor receptor bound protein 10 (gene GRB10). The record is from RefSeq and is a predicted model, not a curated record. Gene Ontology annotation, molecular function: insulin receptor binding. Lineage: Eukaryota; Metazoa; Chordata; Lepidosauria; Squamata; Pythonidae. Gene Ontology annotation, biological process: negative regulation of Wnt signaling pathway; negative regulation of insulin receptor signaling pathway; insulin receptor signaling pathway.